Periconia digitata is the source of this 2268-nucleotide messenger RNA. The record is from the annotation of a GenBank genome assembly. NCBI's taxonomy places the organism in Eukaryota, Fungi, Ascomycota, Dothideomycetes, Pleosporales, Periconiaceae.
AUGUAUCCUUUGGUUUUCCGCGUCUUCCCGCUGUCUUCGCCUUUCCCGGUCGUCCGCUUCCUGUUCUUCACGAGCCAGAUCAAUCUCGCGUUUCCUUUCCCUUUCCAUCUCUUCUUGCUCUCUACGUCGUUCGCGGUCAGCCGCCAUCUCUUCUUCACGCAUCAACUCAUCCUCGCGUUUCCGCUGCUUUUCAAUAUCUUGCUGUUCUCGGAGUCUCUCCCGCUCAAUCUCCUUUUCUUCAGUCUCUAUAGCUUCACGCUCUUUCCGCUCUUGCUUCUCUUCAUCUCGUGCUUUCUGCUCCGCAUCCUCCUCAGCUUUCAUCUGCUCGUCCUCCCGUUUGCGGUCACGUUCAGCAAACUCCUCCUCUCGCCGCCUCUCCCGCUCUGCUGCCCUUUCUUCAGCAUCUCGGGCUUUCCGCUCUGCAUCUUCCUCAGCUUUCAUCUGCUGCUCUUCCCGCCUCCGGUCACGGUGAGCAAACUCCUCCUCUUGCCGCCUUUCUCGCUCCGCUGCCUUCUCUUCAGCCCUCUGGGCCUUGCGUUCCGCGCGUGUGGCAAAUUCCUGCUCUUCACGUGCUCUCUCAUGCUCCCUCUUAGCCUCUUCUUCCUGCCUGCGUUGUUCCAACGCUGCUGCUUUCUCCUCCGCUCGCAGAGCCUUCUGCUCAGUGCGCGUUUGAAUCCGCUCCGAAUCCCGUUCUUGCUCUGUCUGCCGAGAGGCAGCUCUACGCUCCCGCUCUUGUUCCCGCUCAGAAACCUUUUCUUCGGCGCGGAGAUUGUUACGUUCCAUACGAGCUUGUAUGCGAUCCGCAUCGUUCUCCUGCUCCGCUUGUCGUCGAGCCAUCUUACGCUCACGCUCUUGUUCGCGCUCCGCAGCUUUCUCUUCUGCUCUCAUAGCGUGGCGUUCAGCGCGCACCUGACGUUCUUCUUGGUCGUGAGCGUGUUGGUAUUCCCUUUUCGCUGCGGCUUCUUCGCGCUCUCUUUCCAAGGCCGCGGCUCGUUCUUCGCCUUCCGCGGCGCGGCGUUGGGCCUGGACUUGGUAGUUUUCUUCCUGGAGCGAGUUUUGAUAUUGUCUUGUGGCGUCUCGCUCUGCGCGGUCGCGUUCGGUGGCGGCGGCUUUCUCUUCUGCCAUUGCGGCGCGGCGGUUGACGCGGGCUUGGUAUUCAUCGUCGUCGACGAUUAGGUCGUCGUCUUGGUGGCCACGAUGUCCAGGUUGAUGGCCCUUGUUCGUGGGGUUAUCGGGGUGAUUAGGAUGAGCGGGAUGGUCCGGAUUCGUGUAGUUUCUCAGAUAUUCCAAUUCACCCCUGUCGCUUGCUGCUUGAGUCUCCUCUUCGAGUCUCUUCUUUUCUUCCUUUCUCUUCGCUUUUUUCUUAGCUUUCCUUUUGACUUUCGCCACUGCGGCCUUCUUUUCUUCCUCUAGCGUCAUGGCAGGCGCGUUUAGGUCUUUCGAAUUGGGGUCCUUUCCAUCAUUCGAAUUCCCAUCCUUUGACUUGGAAUCCUUCUCAUCUUUGGGCUUAACAUCCUGUCCGUCUUUGGAUUUUUGAUCUUUGCCGUCUUUAGAUUUUGGAUCUUUGCUGUCUUUUGAUUCUGAAUCUUUACUGUCUUUUGUCCCAAAAAAAUUCUUUUUCUUCUUCUUUGGACUCUUGCCAUCCUUCGUGUCAGGCUUUUUCUUAUCUGGACUUUUAUCAUCUUUUGUCUGCGAGGCUUCUCCGUCCUUUGCGUGUAACUCUUUAGAGCUAGCAUCGUUCUUAGUCUUUUCUUUGUUGCCUUUCUUCUUUUUCCUGUCUGGACUUGUGGUAUCUGUAUCCUUCUGUUUAGGGUCCACGACGUCAAGAAUUCUUGCCAUUAGAUUAACCUUGAUAUGCGUCUUUUCAUCAGGGUGCUUUGCGUCUUUAUCAUUUGCCUUUAGGUCUUUGGGAUUGAUAUCCUUUGUUGAAGAUUCCAUCUUGAGGGGGUUCUUGAUAUCUUUGCCCUCGGUUUCAGAGCCCUUUUUGGGCUUCUCUGUCUCAUCCUUCGUUUUUGAUUUCUUGUUCUUUUUGUCCUUGGUCGCAGGAUCUUUACUCGCAGUCUCUUUGCCGGCCAUAUCGAUCUUCUUGAUCUCCGGCACUUCAGGCUGUAACGUCUCAGCAGUUUCUGCCUUUGAUAGGUUACCCAAUAAUGUGAAUUUCUUCUUCGGGGGCUUGCCGGUACUCUUCAUGGGGUCAACAGGUGCGCUAACAGUUUUGGUAUCUCUGUUCUUCUCCCCCUUAGAAAAGUCACUCUGUUUAAUAUCUUC